CCCCCGACCCCCUCGCAGUAUGAUCACUCCUCCCCCCUGAAUAUGUGCAUCGGGCAGAGUUGCUUCAUUCAUUUUGUGACAGCAAGUUUGCACAACUUCCCUCAUCAUUUCGUGCGUAAUCCGUUUGCGUAAAAGCUCAGGAAUUAGACUCCUUCCAACUGUCCUUUCUUGCUUGGAUCAUUCCUUCUGGAGAGUUUGUUGGGAAGUUGAAGGAGAUGGGACAAUUCCGGUUUUGCAUACAUUUUCUCAUGGUCAGCUUCGCUUUCGCGGGAAUACACUGGACAUACCAUGAUGGAGGCCUUGACCAGAUGCACUGGGCAGAGACUUAUGCAGCCUGUGGGGGGCGAAGUCAGUCUCCAAUCGAUAUUCAGCGCCGGAAUGUGCGGCACAAUCCAGACUUGGUGCAGCUGGAGCUCACUGGCUAUAACCAGCAGAGGGGGAGAUUCCUCAUGACCAACAACGGCCACUCAGUACAAAUUGAUCUUCCCCCAACAAUGAAGAUCACCGAGGGACUGGGAGACAGCUACACAGCCGUUCAGAUGCACCUUCACUGGGGGGGGUGGGACCUGGAGGCCAGCGGAGCAGAGCACACGCUGGACGGCAUUCGCUACAUGGCUGAGCUACAUAUUGUCCAUUACAACUCUGACAAGUACAGUAGCUUUCAGGAGGCUGUGGACAAAUCAGAUGGGCUCGCUGUGCUGGCAUUUUUCUAUGAGGAUGGGCAUUUUGAAAAUACUUACUACAGUGACUUCAUCUCCAACUUGGCUAAGGUUAAAUAUGCUGGGCAGUCCAUGAAUAUUUCCACGCUUAAUGUGCGUUCCAUGUUGCCGGAGAACCUGUCCCAGUUCUUCCGGUAUCAUGGCUCCUUGACCACACCCCCAUGCUAUGAGAGCAUCCUGUGGACGGUGUUUGACACGCCCAUCAUGCUCUCACACAAUCAGAUCCGAAAACUAGAACACACAUUGAUGGAUCUUGAGAACAAGACCCUGUGGAAUGACUACAGAAUCGCACAGCCUCUCAAUGACCGCGUGGUAGAGUCUUCCUUCCUGCCCCGACUAGGGAAAGGCACAUUUUGUCGACAGGAAGAAAUUGAGUCCAAGUUGCUAAAGAUCGAGGGGCUGCUGAACAACCUGGGCAAGCGUAUACAUGCAGGUUCUGAUGGAGAAAAGCCACCCAAAGGGCCACGAGUCAUCACUCCACUGGUGCUCCAGUUUGUUGAGAGGAAGGUGGAGAGUUACGCUCUGGUGCACAGCACACACACCACGGGCCUGCAGGCCUUCACCGCUUGCAUGCAUGUGCGCGUUGCUCCCAGUGCUGUACAGACUGUCCUCUCGUACUCCAGCUCCAGUAACGACAACGAGCUCACGAUUUCUGUGGGAUUCGAAGUGGGCCUGUGGAUUGGUAGCCAGUUUGUCAACUUUCCUCUGGAGCAGCUUUCGUCAGACUGGGUGAAUUACUGUGUAACAUGGGCGUCACAUGGAGGCAGCAUACAGCUGUCUGUUAAUGGUGUGAUAGGAGAACAGCAGAACUUCCAAAGCGGGUAUGAGAUACAGCCUGGUGGCAUCCUCAUUUUGGGUAACGAUAAGGAUGGUUUCCUAGGGAUCUCGGACUUCAAUGCCUUCGUCGGCCACAUGACAGAUGUCAAUGUGUGGGAUUAUGUGCUCAGCCCUGGAGAGAUUCGAGAGCAGGCGGUGUGUGGGAACAGCACCCAGAGGGGAAAUGUGCUGAGCUGGGGUGUCUCCCCGCUUAGCUUGUAUGGGGGUGUGCGGUUGGGCUUGGACCACCGCUGCCCAUGAUUGGUUACCCUCUUGGCACUGGCCAUAUCUCUGUCAUGCUAACAGAACAGGAAAGAGCCUCGCCACUUUGCAGGCCAAAAUUUAAAGCUAUAUAAAGUUAUAUAUAAAGUUUUUACAGCCAAAACAAAACAUGAGAACUUGUAACAUUUAAAUCGCAGCUACUAGGGGUGCAAAUAUGCACCGUGAUGCAUUGUGAUGAAUAGAUAAUUAAGGUGGCGAUUCAGUGCAUCAAUCUGCAAUGUAUGGAAUUUUUGGAGUAAAACAAAGAUACUCCUACUUCGAAGUUGAACGCCCUCACAUUCACGUGCUCACAAAGUACAGUACCAGUGCCAGCACACCAAUUUGCAAAGGAAGCACUACCUGAUGAUCUUUGCACUGCGACUCUUUCGGGAAACUCGCCCCUGUUUAACAGUGCAGACUCUCUAAUGGUUCCAGUGCUUUUGAGAAAUGCCUCUGUGGUGUAGAGUAAAGAUACCAGAGCAAUGAUCAAGACCAUGAGGUGGAUAACAAUCUGGCUUUUUGUAACAUUAGAAAUGCAUGAAAUAUUGGUUAACGCAUCGGUAUCAGCCAAUAUUUAAGAAAAAUCAAGAUAUCGGCAUAGUCUUGAUGUGUCAGUCUUGGCCAAUAAUGCCGGCCAAUACUUAAACUUUAUCAAUAUUUAAAAUUGGCAGCACCAGAGCUAAAGACGCAACUAAAAAUAGGUCUCAAAGUACUGGCCAGUGACAUGUUUAUAAUUCAGUAGUAAAUGUGACCUGCAGAUCAAUCUUUUGUUUUCCACAGAAUAAAAAGCGAUAUAAUGCCAUUCCGAUAAACUGGGCUGGCAAGCUCGCCUUUCACCCCCCCCAUCAGGUAGCGCUCCUUUGAUAUGUUUAGUUUGUUCAUAUAUAGUUCAGUAGUUGAACUAUAUACUGUAUAAAAAAACUUUUGACACUUUUACACUGGUGUGUCUUCCCUGUUUAAUAAUAACAAUAAAAAUGAAUGUCAUUUAUUAAAUUAAUGACUUUCAGUGACGUUAAGAAAAGGUAUAUGUUAUAAUACAUAAUCGAAUAAUGAUUUAAUUGAAUCAAAUUGUGAUAUAAAUCAAACAGCUUGAUACAUUGAAUUGUUCCCUCAAUAAUUGUAAUUGAAUCGAGUCACCUUAGGGCCAAUGAUUUACAAUCCUAAAAUAUGUGAUAUGUAAAACAGAUACUUAUCAAAUACUUAACUUUUUACUUAACUAGUGAAUUCAUUUAGUAAGGAACGUGGUUAUUCCUAUGUGUUCAUGUAUGCAAUAAGCGAUCAAGUUAAUGCGUAAACUCAGUUUCCAUUCAUAGACAUACAUGUCAUUUUGUGGUGAAUGGCAGGUCUUCCGUCCUUUGUAUAUAAGUAUGCAUCAAACUUUAAGAUUGCUUCUAUGUUUCUCUUUUAAAAUAAAGCUCACACAUUCUUUUGAAAA
Messenger RNA from Paramormyrops kingsleyae, 3231 nucleotides. It is a transcript of the gene ca6, whose product is annotated as carbonic anhydrase VI. The record is from RefSeq and is a predicted model, not a curated record. Gene Ontology annotation, molecular function: zinc ion binding; carbonate dehydratase activity. Lineage: Eukaryota; Metazoa; Chordata; Actinopteri; Osteoglossiformes; Mormyridae.